This is a messenger RNA of Echinostoma caproni, 303 nucleotides long. Lineage: Eukaryota; Metazoa; Platyhelminthes; Trematoda; Plagiorchiida; Echinostomatidae. The record is from the annotation of a GenBank genome assembly.
AUGUUACAGGUGCAUCCCACAACAUUCCUUUUCAUGUCGGAAAAUUUUGAUAAACAACCUGGUGGUGAAAAACUAGAUGAGAAGCUUCAAAUGCGUACCGCAGUCAAUGUCAAACGACUGCAGACUGAGAAGGUAUCAAAACUCUCCUCACCCAAAAACAGCACGAAUAUGUCCUUCGCUCCAUUAGUCGCCAGUACUCCCGGCAGCAUCAUUGACAUAAGCACAGAGAAACCAACCAUAGUCGGGAUCCUCAACAGCAAGUUGUUAUCACAUAUGAAACCAUCCCAUGCUCCAGAAAAGUAG